GGAGGAGGCCGCCAGCUGCACUUGUCGUUUGUUUCAUUCCAGCAAGAGAGGGAAGAGGGUGAACUUUUUCAGAAGUACAGACAAUUUUGGCACACGAAAGAGAGAGACGGAGAGAGGGAGAGGGAGUGCAAAGUAGGCACUGUAAAGAGAGAGGGGCAGAGCUAUAAGAAAAGAAAAGAGAGAGAGAGAGAGUGCAGAGUGAGGCAAGGAGAGCUGUUUGCCUAAACCCUGUUGGCUUUCACAGUGUGCGUAUCCCAGUGUUGUUCAGUGAACCGUGCGGCGGACAGUGCCACUGUGUCUGUGUGUAGCUCUGGUUGCAUUGAACUCUGCUCGCUGCUGACCAGUAGAGAGUAAAGAGAGUGAGGAGUGGGAGGAGGAACAGAGUGCCGGACACCCUGUUGGAGGGUUUGCCUGGCAGAGGCAAUUUUCCUUGAUAGGCUCGGCAACCAUGCUGGAAAACACAGGUGGAGCAAGAGUGGGUGAGUUUUUGAUGAGAUUGUGAUGGAGCUCAGCUGGGCUUUGUCGUUGUGUGAAACAGGAAAGUCUGAUGUGGCACAGUUUGCAAUGAAAUGUAAUUUAUAAGAGCUUAUUGCAUUAAAGUGACAUGACAGUUAUCAUGUUAUUGUUUUCUUAUGACUUGUGAUUGUAAACACAGUUGGUUUCAUUAUGGUGAUUUUGCUUGGUAAUGCUAUUUUACUGCUCUGAAUGGCGAACACGAUUGAAAUGGUAUUGUGGAGAAUCAUGUAUUUAUGGGAUAUAUUCUGGUGGUACAAGUGAGAGCACUCUUCAAAUCAUUGAGGUAGAGCUGUGUUAUGUUUUUACCAGCAGUAGCUGUGAGUCUGUCUCACUGUCUAUCUCUGUCUGGCUCUUUCAGAUGCUAAAGUGAAUAAUCAGUCAGAAACUACUAAAUGUGCAAUGGAAAGUGGUGACGGGAACACCGGAAUCCAAAUCAAUGGAUUGGACUUUCAGAGGCAGACCGUGCCCACCACAAGUGCAAUCACAAAUGCACAUGCACAAGCCCUCCUCCAACAGUCUAAGUUGGAAGACUCGAGUGCUCUUUCGACCUCCGUCCAGCAGAGCGUAUUGCCUCAAACCCAGCUAAUGUUGGCCGGGGGACAGAUUGCUGGAUUGACCCUGACCCCCGCGCAUCAGCAGCUGUUGAUCCAGCAGGCCCAAGCUCAGCUCCUGGCUGCCGUGCAGCAUUCAGCCAGCCAGCAGAACAGCACCACUGGGGCGAGCAUCUCAGCCUCCGCAGCCACACCCAUCACCCAGCUGCCCCUGUCACAGCCCAUCCAGAUCACCCAACUUCAGCAGCAGAAUUUAGGUCUGCCUCAGUUUGUUCUGGUUCAGCCCGGCCACCCGAUCGCCACUCCUCUGCAGUCUGCUCAGUUCAUCAUCUCACAGUCACCACAGGCCCCACAGGGCAUAUUGCAAACCCAGAGUCUUCUAACUCAACUACCUCAAAGCCAAGCUAACCUCCUGCCGACUCAACCAAGCAUCGCCCUUGCAACUCAGCCUGCAACUCCGACCCGCACAACAGCAGCAACACCUAUUCAGUCCCUGCCCCACAGUCAGACACCACCCAAACGGUUGGAUACCCCGACUCUGGAGGAGCCUAGUGAUCUGGAGGAGCUGGAGCAGUUUGCCAAAACCUUCAAACAGAGACGUAUCAAACUGGGCUUCACACAGGGGGAUGUUGGCCUGGCCAUGGGGAAGCUGUAUGGAAACGACUUCAGCCAAACUACCAUCUCUCGCUUUGAGGCCUUGAAUCUGAGCUUUAAGAACAUGUGCAAACUUAAGCCAUUGCUUGAGAAGUGGCUCAAUGAUGCAGAGAACCUGACAUCUGACCAGGCCCUGUCCAGCCCCAGUGCUCUGGGCUCCCCAGGCAUGGGCAUAGAGGGACUCAAUCGCAGACGGAAAAAGAGGACCAGUAUCGAGACCAACAUCCGAGUGGCCUUAGAAAAGAGCUUUCUGGAGCAGAACCAAAAACCUACCUCUGAAGAGAUCACCAUGAUCGCUGACCAGCUCAACAUGGAGAAGGAGGUCAUUCGGGUCUGGUUCUGCAAUCGUCGGCAGAAAGAGAAGAGGAUUAACCCCCCCAGCAGUGGCAACAGUGGCGGAGGCAGCACCCCCAUCAAAACCAUAUUUACCCCCAGUAGCCCGUUGGUGGCCAGCACAGCAAGCCUUGUGAGCAGUCCAACUAUUAACACACCCACCACUCUGACUGUAAACCCAGUGAUGCCUCUCACCAGCACCAGCGUCUCCAGUUUGUCUUUCACAGGCUCGACAGUUGGAGCCACAAAUACUGCAUCCGUCAUCUCCACCGCACCUAUGGUUACCACAGCACCCAGCUCUCCAUCUUUAAGCCCGUCACCAACGACUAUUCAGUCCACGACCACAGAGAGCAAGGUUGGCACUCAGGCGCACACCAUCGUCACCCAGGCUCCGACAUCCAUAGCCACCACUUUAGGGACAGGUCAGGUGAUGGUGUCGGCUCAGGGGCUGUCUGCGGCGCUGCAGAGUGCCGCCCAGUUGCCCACCAGUGCGAGCUUUGCUGCAAUGGCGGCUGCUGCUGCAGGGCUUAACCCAGGACUGAUGGCCUCCUCCCAGUUCGCUCCAGGGGGGGCCCUGCUCAGCCUGACUCCUGGUGGCCUUGGCAGCGCACUGAGUCCUGCCCUCAUGAGCAACAGCACCCUGGCCACCAUUCAAGCUCUGGCGUCGAGCGGCACAAUCCCCAUCACUUCUCUGGACGGCAGCAACCUGCUGUUUGCCAACACCUCUGCUGGUAACACGCCCAACCUGGUGACCACGCCGCUCUUCCUGAGCCCCCAGAACCUGUCGCUGCUCACCAGCAACCCCGUCAGCCUGGUGUCGGCCGGGGCGGGGGGGCUUCAGGUCACCGCAGAUGCUCAUCAUCAAGCCACCACAGCUGCUGUGCCUGUGCAAGCCUCGACCAUUACCACUGCCUCCAAGGCUCAGUGAAGCCAGUCAGGCUGCAUCCCGAAUUAACGCCCUAUUUCUUAUGUCGUGCACUACUCUUAUCACACCAUGUAGGGAAUAGGGAGGUCGUUUGAUAUAGGCUCCGUGCUUCACUAACCACCCCACAUUCUUUCCAUUGUAUCUAUCAUUAUUUAAUCCUUUUUGCUGCCACCAAAAAGAAGAGAACCUCGAGUGAGGUUGAGGUUAACUUUUUAUUUUUUGUUUGUUUGUUUGCUGUCUUUUCCUUUAUGAUUCUUGGAUGUUUUUUCCACAAACAGUAGCCAGAUGGACACUGUUGUUGGCCUGCCGCUCCUCAUGAACCUUGACAUGUGUCCAGGAAGAAAAUAUCCUCGGCACCAUCAAGCUGUUCACAUUUUGUAUAUAUAUAUAUAUCCUCCUAUUUCCAGGUCAGAAUUUUCUCUGAAAUACUUCUAACCAAAAACUUUAGGAUUUUGCUCUUUUAACAUUCAAACUAAACUGAUUUACUACUAAUUUCACAAUAUUCAUCAUCACUAAUGGGGAUCUGUGUGUUGCCCCAUCGUUGAUUAUCUCUUGGGUUUUUGGACAGGCUUUGACGUAAAUCAUAUCAAAGUUAUAUUUUAGAGACUUUUUUCCUUUAUCUUUACUGUCUGUAUUUUUUGACAUUUUCAGAACUUUGUAAGUCUAAUAUUAAGUUAAGAUUUAACUAUCACUUUCUAAUCGUGGUUAUAAGGCUUUAAAAACAAGUAAUAAGUGGCCGAUAUAAAGGUUAUCAUUGCUUUAAGGGUCGGAGGGACCAGAUAUGUCUCUCUGAGUCUCUCUUUCUGGAAACACUGAGUUUUACAUCGCGCUGCGGUGGCAAAGUAGCUGCUGAGCUUUUGUAAAACGGCGGUCUAGGUGUGGAUCAUAGACACUGAUAGAAAAUGACUAAAAACAAUAUGUUGAGAGCUUUAAAAAGAGCUGCACACAUGCAGUGCCGUGUCCGAUUAAGGGUGAUUUGUUUUUGGAUGGUGAUCCAUUGGAAAAAUGUACAUUAUGUUUGGAUUCAGAGGUAGAAAGUAGAAGUCUGCAUGUGUUGUCUACAGCUCAGGCAGGUGCUGAGAGUUCAGUGACUGCAUAAGGCUGUGCGGCUGACUGGUCUGUGUCGAGGAGGACUAGUCAGGGGGCAUGGUCAUCAUACCAAACGUAUGGUGGCGUCGGCUAGAUGAGGUUAUUGUAUUGUGUUUUUUGUUUUCUUUUUUCUUUUUUAAUAGUAGUACCGUUGUAUCUACUUGUGCACAGUAUCUGUACCAAAAAACUGGAUUGAUGAGCUGCAGUCUGCCUUUUUUGGGAGGAAUGAAAUUCUGUCUUUUAUUUGUCUGCAGUCACUUGACUGGCUUACGUACUUUAAGAUAUACCAAAAAUAUUUGUUAAAAUAAUUGCUGUGUGUAGUCGGUGUAGCUUAGUCUUGUCAAUAUAUUUAUGAGUACAGAAUCUCUCUUCAUUGUCAACAGAUUUUAGAAAUGCAAUAUUUUGAUGAUCAUUUUCCAAAGAUGACCUUUUUUUUUUUUUUUUUUUUUUUUAAUUUGACCAAGUGUCUCAUAGCUCAACUUUGAAUUGGCAGCAAAACUGACCAAAAAGAGAGAGACAGGCGAGUUGUGGCAUGAGAAAGUAGUUUCCUUUUACUCUUUUUGAAUUGAUUUGUAUCACUGGGGCCUCACCCCGAAUGCCUGAUUCUGGAUUUCUUUGAGCCAUUUGAUGGCUUGUUUUCCUUUUUUAAUCAGUUUUGGCCAUUUUGGUAGCAGUUCUGGACUUUUCUGAAGCAUAAUAGAAAGGUUCUGUUGUUUGGUUUUGUACUAAUAUUCAGCCAUAAAACAACAGCUUGAACCAAAGUGGUUUUCCUCAGUAGUUGCUGUGCCUGUCCGAGCACACAAGUUGCCGUUCAUGAUCUCUACUCUGACCACUGCUAUAGUAAAAUAUUUUCCUCUUCUCUCACCUUGGUCAGUACCUGAUAAUUCCUGAUUUGGUGCUGCUGGAUAAGGAUCACAGAAACUUAGCUUUAACAACUUGCUGCUGAAGCUCCGGGUGGAGUUGCGCUGUUGAGAGGCCCGCAUGCUUUCCUAUAGCUUUAUGACUGCACCCUGUGAAAAUCAGGUUUUGUGGUUUGGACCCUCUCAUCUGGAGGGCUCACCUAUGUAACUGCAUCGGAUGACAUACUACACCUCCUCUCAGCACCAACAUUGUGAACCAGCAUGUUAGGAAACAAUAUGCUGCUCCCCAAAUCUGUCUGCGGACUAGUUUAAAACGCGCCAAAUUAUCUUACCCAACACAGCGUCGGGCUAAGUACUCUUAUGUGCUACACAUUCAACUAAACCCCGUACAAAAGUAGCAUUGUUCUGCUGCUUCCAAAUAACAAAACGAAUUACCAGAGUGAUUAUUAAAUCACUGAGACUGUAAGCAGCAAAAUUUGUCCAUGUUAUCCUCUUGUGUACUUCUUUUCUGUUAUUGAUUUAUUUUGACUGAAUAUACCUCAGCAGCACUUAAACAUAAGGUUCACCUUUUAGACAUUUCUGUGUAUAGAACAGUGUAGAAUGUAUAAGUACUGUCUGGCUUACCAUUCAGAGUUUAUACUGAUGAACCACACAUAGGAACCAUACAUUAAAAAGACAACCUACUACUGCUAUUUUCUAGUACUACUAUUUAUGGGGUAUUUCCAGGUUUAAAUAUUAUUUUGAGAUCUUUCUUGCCAAAGUAAAAGCCUUUCUCUUUGCAGCUCGGCAGGUGUCUGGCUGCUCACGUUGCUGGUUUCCCUGUCUCUGAGGCCACGAUGGGCCUAAAGGACUCAGUCCUGUUCCAGUGCUGUUUGUAGUUACUAAUGAGUCGAACGUGUGCUAGCUGAACCAGUUGCCAUCGGCACCAUAGGAUGUUACUGAAAUAUUUAUCUGAGGAAAGACUGAAGAAUUAGAGAAACGAUCUUUUCUUAAUUCUAUACAUAUAAAUAUAUAUAUAAACACUUGUAAGAUAUUCAUAUUUUAUAUUUGAACCAGUAUGUUAUCAAGACUGAAUGUAGUGUUUAUCAUGCUUACUCAAAAAAUCUCCCCUAAAUCUUCCUUUUAUUAUUACGAAAGAGCAAUUUUUUUUUUUGAAAACUGUUAAGACCAAAAAAACUAGAAGAAAUCUGAGGCCACGCCUCGGUGGAGCGUGAGUCGCUGACACCUGUGUCUGUCGUGUAUCUGCGAGGACUUUUCUACGGGAGGGUCUCGUUCAGGCGCUCCUGACAGACACAUCCUGUGGUUUGGUAGGAGACUGAAGCAUCUGAUCUUAAUCUUUUAAUAGAUUUUUGUUUUUGAUUUUUUUUUCUUUUUUGUUGAGUCGUUUGUGGACUUGAUUUGCUGUGCUGUCUUUAACAAUCAUUUGACUUUUUUUUUUUUUAAUAUUACUUUAUGCCUUUAAUUGUUUUGUAUAGUGUGAGAGGGCAAGAUCACUGGCUUUCUUAGUUUGACAAAGAAGAUUAACAUUAUCAUUUAUGCCUUAUUGUUACGUAGAAGACAUGAGCAUUGUAGCAUUGUUGUUGUGUGUGAGUGCGAGCUUGAGCGUUGAGCUCACCUGGUGCAUUGUUUUCAGCGAAACAAUACAGUGUACUUUGGGCAUUUUGGUGCGUGCGAUGAUUACGUUGCUACCUAUGUUUUUAGGUGUGACUCAGACAGGUUGAAUACCUGUUAGAAAAGCUUUACUAAUAAUUCCAGCAGGUGGGUGUGUGUGUGUGUGUGUGUGAGUGAGUGUGUCUUACAAAGAGAGAAUAGUGAGGGCAGUCUGCAAACCAUUAUAGUGCAUUUUUCCCAUCUUCCAGCGGGUGUUUGAGAGUGAUUUUUAAAAGGGUGAGACAUGAGAGUACUUAUUUUUGUUGUUUGUCCAGAGGGGGGUUCUCUACUGAUUAACUAGAGCCUUUAAGCAAGCCAGUUUUUGAUUUAUUAUGGUAAAACUACAGUUUGUGUUCUACUUGUGAUCUUAUUAGCUGACAACUGAUGAACUUAUUGCCACUGACUUGGCUUUAAUGCUUCAGUUUCAGCUGGUGAUUCAGAGAUUUUGACAUGCGCUCGUGGAUCAGCCACUCGUCAAGUUGUUGUAUGUUGAUCCACCACACUGGUUUGCUGGUAUUUAACGUUGACAAAGGAAGUGUGGAGCACCAGUAAGGCAAAGGAGCUGUUGUAUACCUCAUUUCUAACUCAAGACUGAGUGAAAACCUGCUUUAAUCUACUUAAGAAAUAAGAAAAAUAUUUUAUAAAAUCUCACAAAAAAAAAAAAGAUGAAAAUACUCAAACUUGUGUCUGUGGAGAAGCCUGGUCAUACCUGUACUUAGUGAAGGGUGUCGGAAAAAUGUCGCCACAAGGGGGAGACAAAAUUCACACCAGUACCCAUGAAUGUCUGCUGUUUUUCUUUCACUGUUUGGUGUUCUCUUGCUGCACACUGAUAUAUUUCAGCAUUGGGUGGAAAUUAUUUGUUGUAACUUCAGAUAAAUGUUUCUUUUGUCCUUAAUCGUCAGUUCAAAGUUACUCUCUAUGAUAUAAAUGGGUCAUUUGAUUAAUGUGGUGUAGGUACACGUGCAUUUUAACACCCCCUCUAUGUUUAAACAUUUUUUUAAGUUUGACAAUCCUUUUUUUUUUUCUUUUCUUUUUUAAUUUUUAAUUGUAUUUUCACUCGGAUCAGGUACAGGUAUGAACAAGUCUUCCCACAUGACGGUGCGCUGUCGCAGCCCGCUCUCGCUUCCCCUGUGAUACCAACAUUAACCAAAGACUUCUAACUUGAUUGUAUACGAACGACACCAUCUCCCGCCCAUCCCCGUCUCACUGCUCAGCAUCAAAUCCCGGCUGCACGCUCUCACCCGAGUCCUCGGUUCAUCUGUAAAAAAAAAAAAAAGAAAAAAAGGAAAAAAAAAAGUUUGCUUUUUAUUGCAUGCGAAUGUGUAUCCGCCCGGAAAAACAAAACACUCCGGCAUCCCGCCGGUGCAGCGGUUUCAGUGCCUGUGGGCGGGGAUCGGAGGGGGCUGAGCGGGAGGUGAGCGGGCUUCUCUCCGACAGACACGAACCAAUCCGGUGGUAGCUGGGUGAUGUUUGUUAAUACACGCUGAGGGUUACUCCUGUGCACACUGUACAUGCUCAGGACUCUGUAUGUUUGUUUGUCUUGAGCGCUGUUGCUAGGAUGUUCCCCCUCCACUCUCUUUCUCUCUCUCUCUCUCUCUCUCUCUCUCUCUCUCUCUCUCUCUCUCUCAAGGACUGUGGUGAAAAAUGCUGUUCCUGCCUCUCACAGUGCGUGUGUCUCUUCCUCAUCACCUGUACACUGUAGUCCCAGGACAUUACCCUGUUGUCUCCAGGAAUAUACAUCCUGCGGUCCCUAAAACUCACUGCUGUGCCCCCCCCCCUCCUCUUCCUCCCUCCCACCUUCCCUCUUCAGCUCUCUCCUUUGACAUUGUCUCUUCACUACAGACUCUGAUCAGCUGUGACACUAUGCAUCAUGGUCCUUCACUCUGCAUGGACUGUGUCCCUCCGGCUCAGACCUCUGGCCGACGGGCUUCAGUGACACUUUGUUUAAUGCUUUACUCUAGGUGAGGUUGUAGGACCUCACAAGCGCUAUCCCAAAGCAAAAAAUCCAAAUAUUUAACUUUUGACAAAUGCAGAUACCAAAGAUAUCUCUCUGUCCUGUCUCUCUCUCUGUUUUCUCGCCCUUCCACCCUGCAGCAUGUGUAUUAAGAGACAAACCCAGCACUGGCUUUAGUCCUAGCCUCAGUAAUUCCAAAGCUUAGAUGUAUAUUUUGGUAUAUUUCUGAGAUAAACUUGCGUGAAAAGCGUCUGUUUCUCAUUUGUUUGUUGUAAUCUCCUUUUUCUGUCACAGCAUGGAACUAAUUGCAAAACUGUCUUACUCUUGGUAGGUUAAAGAUAUAGUAUUUUUGUAUGUUUUUGGGUGUGUCGUGUGUGAUUUAUCAGUUCACAGCCCAAGUGACCAUGGCUUUCAACAAGAGAGGAAAAAUAAGAAAAAGAAAAAAAAACGCCAACCAUGUACAUAUUAAGUCUGUGUAUCUCAAGAAAUGCAUUCUGUAAAACAUUUACUACUCACCUUGGAAGCUUGGGCUCAUCUAAAGGAAUGUGUCCCCGUUUUAUUUCCCUUUUUUCUUAUUCUGCAGUCUGACAAGAGUUGACUUUCCAGGACUCUAAUGUAAGGAGUUUUGAUUUCCAUUAUGGACUACAACACUGAGGGACACUGCUCCGAUCUGACUACAAGACAAAAAAAAAGAAAAAGAAAAAAAAAAAAAGCCUCCACUUGUGGCGGCAUAGAACUGAAAGAUUGUGUAGGAGUUUUAAGUAUGUGAAUCAGGAUACAUAGUAGAUUUUGAUGCAUUUGUCUGCUGUAUUUUUGUUUGUUUUGUUUUUAUACACAUAUAAAGAUAAUCUUUUACUGUAACUGUACAGUUCUCUUUUGUUGUAAACAUCAUUAAACCAUUUUCCAAGUG
Messenger RNA from Seriola aureovittata, 9442 nucleotides. RefSeq names its product POU class 2 homeobox 1b (gene pou2f1b). NCBI's taxonomy places the organism in Eukaryota, Metazoa, Chordata, Actinopteri, Carangiformes, Carangidae. The record is from RefSeq and is a predicted model, not a curated record. The transcript has 14 exons. Gene Ontology annotation, cellular component: nucleus. Gene Ontology annotation, biological process: regulation of transcription by RNA polymerase II. Gene Ontology annotation, molecular function: DNA-binding transcription factor activity, RNA polymerase II-specific; RNA polymerase II cis-regulatory region sequence-specific DNA binding. Bases 916 to 2982 code for a protein of 688 amino acids.